Molecule: messenger RNA, 1826 nt
Organism: Chlamydomonas reinhardtii
Lineage: Eukaryota; Viridiplantae; Chlorophyta; Chlorophyceae; Chlamydomonadales; Chlamydomonadaceae
Exons: 9
Coding region: 84-1358 (424 amino acids)
Source: RefSeq, a predicted model, not a curated record
ACUCAUGCAUAACAAAUACUAGUUCACAGGGAUUGGGCACCUACCGUAGCCCUGAUUUGAAGUUCUAGAGUUCCGCGGGCGGGAUGCCGUGCCCGUUUGGUUUCACCGCUGAGGACGGUGAAUAUGAUUUGGGGGAUAUCACACCAACGGAGGAUGAGGAGGAGGAGCAGGUAGCGGAGGGCACCGGUUCGGGCAACGAGAAGAAGGACAAGAAGUCCAAAAAGUCCAAGAAAAAGGACAGCGCUGAUGAGCCAGUGGAGGAAAUAAAGCCGUCUGGCGGAGCCAAGAAGAAGAAGGACAAGAAGAAGGCUCCCGAGGAGCUGGAAUUUGAUUUCGAGAAGGACCCUGUGUCCUGGUUCUACCAGAACCAAAUCAAGAGUGAGGCAGAAUUCGCCAAGAAGAAGGAUUCUCUCAGGGCCGAGGCCCGCAAGCGGCUGGACGCCAUCAUGUCCAGAAAGGACAAGCACCUGGAGUGGCCGUCCGACUCGGACCUGGACGACCUGUCCAUCCGCAGCAGCGAGCUGUCCGACCUGGACAGCGACGUGGACUCGCUGGGCUCCAUCAUCAGCUGCGCCAACUCGUGGAUUGAGGACGCCCGGUACGGCACGCCCGCGGAGAAGACGCUGCAGUGGACCGCGUACACGGCCCUGGCGACGAGCGGCUACUCGCUCUGGCUGACGGUGCAGGCGGUGAACACCACCCGCAAGGUCGUUGGCGUGCUGGCGAACAGCGUGUGGCCCAACGCCGCCUUCGCGGGCGCCGCGCUGCUGGGCGCCAGCUUCAUCGGGCUGCUGCUAGCGGUGCGCUACCGCUCCAAGCGCAUCCUGCUGCUCAGCCAGGCGGCGUGCCUGUUCCUGUACAGCGCCUUCCUGGUCAUCACGUGCGGCGUGGUGUUCCAGCCCACCGUGGUGGACGCCAAGCUCCGGGACGUGGCGUGUGUCCGGUACAGCAACACGGACCAGGGCUCGCGGCUGUGCAAGAUGAUUCCCGGCAUCGAGCGCGACCUGGCGGAGCAGAUGUACAGCCUCAUGUGGGCCGCCGGCCUCGCGGCCAUCACCGCCAUGGCCACCCUCAUCACAAGCAUCUGGUACCUGUACGAGCUGGCCUACAUUGAGAAGAAGGCCAUCAAGCACAAGCGCCGCCACAAGCGCCGGAAGCACUCCAUCCCCUGGGAGAAGAUCAAGAUUGUGGGCCCCGUCACAAACUGCGGCGCCGUCAAGCCCGCGGGCGGCAAGGCGGGCGCGACCGGCGGCAAGUGCCCCAUCGCGCACGGCGGCGCCACCACUGGCGCAUCCAAGUGCCCCGUGGCGGGCAUGGUGGGCGCCAGCAAGGGCUCGGGCGAGAAGAAGAACGAUUAGUCCAACUUGCAUGACUCAUCAAACUUUUAAAAUAUACAACCCAACAUCUAUGAGCCUCCUGUGAACUCCGUCCUCGUACGCGGUUGGAUUGGCAGGCGGCAGUGCUGCGGCUUUGAGGUAUGCUAGGCUGCUGGCCUUUUGCAUUGGCGGCACGGUGUGCGCAUGUGCAUGUGGGCAUGCCUAUGAAGGCAGAACAUGGCUGCUGUUUGCGCUCAUAGUAAGCGCCAUUCCACGCCAUUCAUGCAUACGGUACAUGAAAGUGGGGAUGCCGCCAAGGAUGCCGCCGCAACGUGUGAACUGGCUCGGCGGUGUAACGGACAGCGGAGUCCAGUGUAUAUAGCGCGCGCUUGCGACUGCCAGGUGCUUGGAUUGUGCAAGGGUCAUGUCAUCAGGCUGCCCGGCUUAGAGUUGAUGGCUGUCAAAGACGGCGACAGCCGAAGUUAGGGCCGCGUGUAAAACCCAACGCCA